Messenger RNA from Megalopta genalis, 1711 nucleotides. RefSeq names its product tubulin delta chain. Lineage: Eukaryota; Metazoa; Arthropoda; Insecta; Hymenoptera; Halictidae. Gene Ontology annotation, molecular function: structural constituent of cytoskeleton; GTP binding. Gene Ontology annotation, cellular component: microtubule. The record is from RefSeq and is a predicted model, not a curated record. Gene Ontology annotation, biological process: microtubule-based process.
AGUUCACUGUAACAAUAAGUAUAUGAAUGGAUCACUUUAUUUACUUAUACAUAAGUCAAUUUGUACUCCAAAAAUGUUUACUCUACAAUUUGGCCAGUGUGGAAAUCAACUAGGUCAUGCAUUAUUUUCUAAAAUAUCAACAGAUCUGGAGUGCGUAAAUACUGGUGUCCCAUACAAUAACAAUUUUCAGUAUUCUGAAGACACAUUUAAUAAAUGGUUUAGUGGCAUAUCCAAAGAAGGUAAACGGUUAGCAAGAGCAUUUCUUGUAGACACAGAAGACAAAGUAAUAAAAAAGAUUUGUAAUGAUGCAACAAUACCGUGGACAUAUCGUACAAAAAAUGUAAUUUGCCAAUCUGGAGGAGGAUGUGCAAAUAAUUGGGCAUACGGUUAUAUGAUAAAAGGACACGAGUUGAAAGAUCAGAUACUAAAUUCUAUAAGGCAAGAAAUGGAGAGGACGGAUGAUUUUGACGGAUUUCUUAUACUCUUAAGUUCAUCUGGAGGUACAGGAUCUGGCAUUGGAAGUUUCAUUGUACAAUUGUUACGCGAAGAAUAUAGUACAAAACCAAUUAUUACCACAACAAUAUUACCAUUUUCGUUUGGCGAAGUGUGCACUCAAUACUAUAAUACAUUGUUCACAUUGGCAAAACUUUAUGAUCAUACUGAUAUGAAUAUAAUAAUUGAAAAUGAACAAGUACAUGACAUAUGCAAAAAUUUGUUGAAAAAGUCUGCAACAAGCUUAAAUGAUAUGAAUGAAAUUAUUUCUGAAAAAUUAUUGGCUGUGUUCCAACCAAUCAACAAUUCAAAAUCUAGUGUAACAGCAUUGGUGUCCGAAAUAGCAUCACAUCCUUCUUAUAAAUUGGCAAGAAUCAAAAGCACACCACAUAUACCUACUACAUACUCAAAGUAUGAAUCUCUUCAUAAUUGGAAUCCCUAUAUACAACAUCUAAAAGAAACACUUAGAGUACCAAACUUAGAUUCAAAAUUGACCGAUGUGGAAUUAAAACCACCUCCUAGUUUAUUAAGUACAACUGUGCAUCAUGUAUACGCAUGUUCAGUAUCAAAUGUUCUGAUUACACGUGGCUCCAAAACAGAUAAUGAUCCCAUUAUAGCCAAUGAAUUUAGAGAUAAACGUCUGUAUCCAGACUGGAAUAGUGCUAACUGCUUUUCUCAUUUGCAUCAACAACGAAAAUUCUUAAAUUAUGAUAAAUUUCUUGCCCUGCUCACCAAUAACUCCCAAAUUUCCUAUUCUCUGGACACAGCUUUAAGUAAAUCAUGGAAAUCUUAUACCCAUGCUGCAUAUCUGCAUCAAUAUAAACGGUUUGGUUUAGAAGAAAAUGAUUUUUUACAAGCAUUUUCAGUACUUGAAAAUGUUGUGAAAGAAUACCGAGAACUUAAAUAGGAAGUAAUGAAACUAAAAUGAAUUCAAUUUCGUGUACUACAAGUAAAUCGAUUAAAAUUUAUGUUAAUUUAAAAAAAAAAAUGUAAAUCGAAUAUCUACAACUCAUAAAAAUACUAUCUUACGAACUAUUAAACGUUUACAUUUACCAUAAAACAUUAUUAGUUUAGUCUUAUAAUAAAAAAUAUUACUUUUGCGAAAUAUUUUAAGAUUAGUAGGAAUUACAUAGCUGUAAAAAUUACUUACAAAACAACAAUUACUGAUAUCGAUGAAAGAUAUACAUUCGUAUAUCAAAUAAAAUGCAUAAUCUCUUAA